CAGUCAGUGUCAGUGUCAGCAACUCACUCAGCAAUUCAUUCAUUCAAGUCAAUAAUACAAAAUCGCUCCAAAUUACCGACUUAUUUUGUGGAUAAUUACUGUAAAUUACAAAUUAAACGACCUUCAUAAUGUCUGAAAAUGUGAACAUUGAUCUCUCAGGAGAAAUUAACGCUACUGUAGAAAAGAAAGGGUUACAAAAGUAUGUCAAUGAUAUGGAAUUGUUGCUACAGCAUGUCCGCAGUGGGGCUGGCCCGGCCCUGGUCAUGGGAGUACUGGCUACACGCAGACCCUGGACGCAAUUUGUGGCUACUGACAACUUUAAGGCACCACCAUCAAUACCUCGGUUAUCUCGCCGGUUUUACAGAAAUGUGGAGUACUUUCAAGCGAAUUACCUGAUGGUAUUCCUUGGAUUGUUUGCAUACUGCCUGAUAACUUCACCUCUACUGCUGAUUGCUAUGGUGGCCAGUUUUUUUGGAUAUCGAAAACUUACAUCAGGUCCAAACACAUGGAAGAUUGGUGGCUGGGAGUUGAGUAAAACUCAACAGUAUGCAGUAGGUGCAGCAUGCUCAAUGGCAUUGUGUUGGCUCGCCGGGGCUGGAGCUGUACUCUUCUGGGUUUUAGGAGCCACAGUGACGGUAGUAGCCCUGCACGCCAGCUUCUUCGACGCAGAAGCCCUCCCACAAUCCGAGGACCCGGAGCAGUUCCCAAUGAUAGAGCAGGUGUGACACGGACAUCUGCCGCUAUUCCUGCCGCCUCCUGGCCGCAUCACACAACACCUCAACGAACCUAACUGACUCGAGAAGCCAUAAUGUUAAUGUCUGUUGUGUAAUUUGUCGACACAAGAUUCUCUCAAAGGGCAUUUUGAAAUUUCUAGUGUAUGAUUGCCAUUACUAUAUAAGGGUUAUUUAUCGCUUCAAACACGAAAUUAAAUCGUGGGACUGUAGUCUCUCAAGACGCUUUGUUAAUAGUCUAUCUAAAGAGGGCCAGUUUUAUGUAGUACCUAAAUAUAUAUUGUUCUAUUUUGUGCAUCCUUGGCUUCGAGGUGCACAUCUUUCUAUCUUACGAGAGUUUAGUUGUUUCAUUAAUUUGAUUAGUUGUUUAGAUAAUUGAUGUAAAAAUAGUGUUAUGAUUUCCGUCUAAUUUAUUCAUUCAUUUCAAAUCAUUCAUAGUAAUAUGUAGUUCAUGUAAUUAAUGUUCCUCAAUAAUCAUGUAAUUUGUGUGUCUGUAAAUAUAUUCAUUUAUCUAACAUGAAUGUAAAUAAAAUCUAAGUUUCA
This is a messenger RNA of Helicoverpa armigera (cotton bollworm), 1274 nucleotides long. Its product is annotated as prenylated Rab acceptor protein 1. The record is from RefSeq and is a predicted model, not a curated record. The transcript has 6 exons. The coding region runs from base 129 to 725 and encodes 198 amino acids. Gene Ontology annotation, cellular component: Golgi apparatus. NCBI's taxonomy places the organism in Eukaryota, Metazoa, Arthropoda, Insecta, Lepidoptera, Noctuidae.